This is a messenger RNA of Ceraceosorus guamensis, 1613 nucleotides long. RefSeq names its product nucleoside hydrolase. Gene Ontology annotation, cellular component: cytosol. NCBI's taxonomy places the organism in Eukaryota, Fungi, Basidiomycota, Exobasidiomycetes, Ceraceosorales, Ceraceosoraceae. The coding region runs from base 208 to 1407 and encodes 399 amino acids. Gene Ontology annotation, biological process: purine nucleoside catabolic process. Gene Ontology annotation, molecular function: purine nucleosidase activity. The record is from RefSeq and is a predicted model, not a curated record. The transcript is spliced from 6 exons.
UCACGGAUCAAAGUCGAUCAGAAAAGGUAUUAUUAUUGCUGCUCAUCAACAUCGCCCAAUCCUCCCCUCCCAUCCCAUCCGAUCCGAUCCGAUCCGCUACGGUCCACUCUUCAUAGCUCGAUUGCCCGCUCGCCCGCUCGCCACUCCAAGUCUGGAAGCAGGCUGGCAGCACAUCGCUUUUGCUGCCGUGACCCUUUUGUGCCGAGCAUGGUCAAGAGCAUCUGGCUAGAUGCUGAUCCGGGCCACGACGAUGCCGUAGCGCUCUUGCUAGCGCUGUUCGGUCGAUCGAGCAGCACGCACACCUCGCCAGAUGUGCACCUCUUGGGCCUCUCUACAGUUGCGGGAAACGCGUGCGGACUAGCCACUUGGCAAAACGCUGCAAAGUUGCUGGUGGCCUACGGUGCGGAUGAUGUGGAGAGGCGCGGGGGGAGGGAGAGGGAGAGGGACAUUGCGCUCAUCAGAGGGGCGGAUGAACCUUUGGUGCAGAGCGUCAGAGCAGACGCUGCGAUUCAUGGAGAGGAUGGAUUGGGAGGCGUGAUGGGUCUCCCUGCGCUAUCCGACCCGCGCGUUCAGCAAUACCUGCAGCACUCCCAUUCCCGCAACGCCAACGGACUUCACACCUUCAUCUCGCACCUGAUCGCCUUGCUGCAAGAGCGCACUUCCAAAGGUCUUGCUCCCAUCACCAUCGCAGCCACGGGUCCUCUGACAAAUAUCGCCAUGCUGCUCAAGUGCGCUCCCAAGCACCUGAUCCGAGCUGGUGUGCAGGAAAUCGUUCUCAUGGGCGGAGCUGCUGGAUGUCCAGGGAAUAGAGGACCUUUGGCAGAGUUCAACAUCCUCGUGGAUCCCGAGGCAGCCAGCAUAGUCUUCGAUUACGAUAUCCCCGUCACCAUGGCCGGUCUCAACGUGACUCACCAAGCCAUCUUUACGCCAGAACUACAAGCAACUCUGACGGCAAAGAAAUCUCCAAUCCGCACGCUCCUCUCGAGCGCCAUGACCUUUUUCGCUCAAACCUACGAGACGGAAUUCGAUUUCAAGUGCGGUCCUCCAGUGCACGAUUUCCUCGUUUUGGCCUACAUCAUCUCUCCUCAUCUCUUUAGCGGGCCAAAAUCAUCAUCAUCAGACGACAAUGGCGAGCCAGCGCGCUAUCGCGUAGAUAUUGAGCGCAACGCGCACAGUCCCGCUUUUGCAGCUACCGUCGUCGACUUUCAUGAUCAGUGGCGUCAGCAGCACCAGCAGCAGCACCAGCAGCAGCAGCAGCACGACGAAACGUGGGGCAAGGGGGGGAGAAAUGUCAGGGUUUUGCAACAUGUAGAUGUCCACGGGCUUUGGAGUUUGUUCUUUGAUGCAGUCGAACUUGCCGAGCAGCACCAGCAGCACCAGCAGCAGCACCACUCGAAGCAAGAAUAAGUGAACCCCUGCCCAGCGGCAACGCACCCACGAAUGAAAGGGACAAACGAAGCCACGCGCGUGGUCCCCUCACUCCUGGCGGCAAAAGGAAGAUUUGGAGGGGAAGGGGGGGAGGGGCCGCACGAUAGCUCCCUGGCACGACCAUUUGCAAAAAAGUGUUCUGCAUCACGUAAACCCACAUCACGUUUGCAACAAGAUACACGCAC